Molecule: messenger RNA, 2585 nt
Organism: Epinephelus fuscoguttatus (brown-marbled grouper)
Lineage: Eukaryota; Metazoa; Chordata; Actinopteri; Perciformes; Serranidae
Product: mitochondrial carnitine/acylcarnitine carrier protein-like
Exons: 10
Coding region: 172-1074 (300 amino acids)
Biological process (GO): regulation of protein phosphorylation; carnitine transmembrane transport; mitochondrial transport
Cellular component (GO): mitochondrial envelope; cAMP-dependent protein kinase complex
Molecular function (GO): cAMP-dependent protein kinase regulator activity; O-acyl-L-carnitine transmembrane transporter activity
Source: RefSeq, a predicted model, not a curated record
UGGCAGUUUCCACCCGGAGGCCAAACAGGGACGUACCAGAGUAAAGGUGUGUCGCAGUCAGACCGGUCCGGGUGGGUAAGUGGGUGAAAGGUCCAACAGUCAGGGGUGACAGCAGCUGACAAACACACACCUCAGUCACUGAGACGCAGUCCAACAGAGCGGAAAGUAAAAAUGUCCAAACAACAGACGAUCAGUCCGAUGAAGAACUUCUUCGCCGGAGGAUUUGGAGGCAUUUGCCUCGUCUUCGCCGGACAUCCUCUCGACACCAUUAAGGUGCGUUUACAAACUCAGCCCGUGCCCAAACCUGGAGAGAGCCCGCUGUAUGCUGGAACCAUUGAUUGUUGUAAAAAGACUUUAGCCAAAGAGGGUCUGAGAGGGCUCUAUAAAGGCAUGGCGGCCCCGAUCAUCGGAGUCACGCCCAUGUUUGCUGUCUGUUUCUUUGGAUUUGGACUGGGAAAGAAACUACAACAGAAGCACCCUGAAGAUGUCCUUACGUAUCCACAGCUGUUUGCUGCGGGCAUGUUGUCUGGUGUGUUCACCACGGUCAUCAUGACUCCUGGAGAGCGCAUCAAAUGCCUCCUACAGAUUCAGGCAUCUUCAGGAACAGUGAAGUACGCCGGACCCAUGGACUGUGUCAAACAGCUGUACAAAGAGACUGGGAUCAGAGGAAUCUACAAAGGCACCGUUCUGACUCUCAUGAGAGAUGUCCCAGCCAGUGGAAUGUACUUCACGUCCUACGAGUGGUUGAAGAACCUCCUCACACCUGCAGGAAAAAGCCACAAUGAGCUCAGCGUCCCCAGUGUGCUGUUUGCCGGGGGGAUGGCUGGCAUCUUUAACUGGGCCGUCGCAAUUCCAGCUGAUGUACUUAAGUCUCGUUUCCAAACAGCUCCUGAAGGAAAAUAUCCCAACGGUUUCCGGGAUGUUCUGCGGGAGCUGAUCAGACAGGAAGGCGUGGGCUCUCUGUAUAAAGGCUUCAAUGCUGUCAUGCUUAGAGCUUUCCCUGCAAACGCAGCUUGUUUCUUAGGAUUUGAGCUCGCAAUGAAGUUCCUAAACUGGGCAGCACCAAACCUGUGAUGAUGACUCAGCGUCGCCUUGUAUGUGAAUCCCAGGAACAGAGCUGCUUAAAACAACACCGUUAUAAGCAGCACACACACACAAACACACACACACACUGAAUCACAAAGAGAUUUUAUCAGUUUUCCAGUAAUGUGCUUGAUUAUCUUUGAAAUCUUGUGGUACUGUAGAGCACAUGAAUCAUUCAGAUCUGCGGAGGGUUCAGAGCAGACCAGUAAACACACACACACACACACACACACGCAGUCGAAUGUUCUCACUCCUUUUUGUUUUACUUUUUUUUUUUUUAAAUUGUGUUAUUUUUUUAUAUUAGAAAAGGAGUGAAGAGAACAUGCCGUGCCUUACCUUCCGUUAUUAUCUGCGAGCAGGUGUACAUAUCAGGGACAAGGUGCAUUAUGUUGUACUGUGUGUGUGUUCAGUCUCUCUCAGCAAUACACGCCUUUCAGACUGUCUGCUUCCUGUAUGGUCACCCUCCACUCAGUGACCACCAAUGCUCACUACACUUUCUGUUCAUGUGAAAUUAUGAGCGUAGUUAUAAUGAGAUUGAUCAAACAGUAUAUGAAUGUCAUCAUGUAAAGAAAUAAAAAACAGAAUCCAUCUUUAGAAAUAAGACUCUCAUGCUUUUUUUUCCCUCUAAAUUCACUUUUUAUUUGGAUUUAUUGUCAUCAAACGUAGAAGCUUUGAUCGUCUGUGCUUAUUGAAACAACUGCAACAAAGAACGACAAUAAACCGAGUGAUAAUUCAUAUUAAAGACAGUAGGUCAAUAGAAUUUAAGGAGAAAUUAAAUAAUAAAAGAAGAAAUAAAAUGCAUAGUGAAAAAAUACAGAAGUUAGUCAGUAGAGCCAGUUGUUCUUUCAUCAUAAGGAUGUAAUAAUUCCCAUUUCAACCAUCAGUUGAAGGUAUUUUUAAUCAUGACUUCUGCCUGCAGCAUUUAACAUUCAAAAUACAACCACAACCUCAUUUCCAAAAAAGUUGGGACGCUGUUAAAAUGUUAAUAAAAACAAAAUGCAAUGAUGCUAUGAUAAACUCAGGAAAAUAAGUAUUCAACAUGUCAAUUUUUUUCCAUUACACAUACUUCAAAUGAGGCUAUUGACAUGAAGGUUAGACCAGACAUUGGUAUCAACACAGUAAAACAACACUGAUAAAGAAAUCAUAAUGUUUCAAUCCAUAAAAAUUCUGUGCAGUAAAGUGGAACGACACAGGAAAAAGAACUGAACAUGUACUUGGAGAAGCUGCCUUGAUGCUUCUUGUGUAACGAAACUAAUCCUCAGUGUUCAGGUGAGAUUUUGGCCCACUCCUUCACACACAGUCUUUAAAUCCUCGAGAUUUGUGGUUGUGAAUCUUUAGAAAGAAAUUUCACUUUCAGUCCUCAAACCCUGAAUGUUCUUCAAAGGACAGGUGAUGUGACACAACGGUAAACAUGCUGCUGUCCCAACUUUUUUGGAGUGUGUUGCAGCAUCAAAAGUGAAUAUUUACAAAAAACAAUAAAGUUUAUCAGUUUGAACAUUAAA